Molecule: messenger RNA, 2063 nt
Organism: Acanthopagrus latus (yellowfin seabream)
Lineage: Eukaryota; Metazoa; Chordata; Actinopteri; Spariformes; Sparidae
Gene: tada3l
Product: transcriptional adaptor 3 (NGG1 homolog, yeast)-like
Exons: 9
Coding region: 398-1693 (431 amino acids)
Biological process (GO): regulation of transcription by RNA polymerase II
Cellular component (GO): SAGA complex
Molecular function (GO): transcription coactivator activity
Source: RefSeq, a predicted model, not a curated record
CCGUUUCGAAUAAAAGCUGUUAAAUAACAGCGUUAUGACCUGUAUUAUGACCCUAUUAAAUAGCUAAGUUACGGUUCUAGCGGUAACCGAGUUUUUACACACCCUGACACAAUAUGGUUUGUUCCGAUGAUACCAUUCUAACAGUAGGCUAAUAUAUGUACAACUCCUCAGGGUUAGUUUUGAUACACAGUGAGAUCUACAAAUGUACCCUCGGCCUUUUUUCUAAGUGGUGUCGUUUGACUUUUGUCUUAAAAUUCGUUAUUUUUCGAGAAGGGGUCAUAAUUCUACGUGAAUCUAUUUCACCCCCCACCCCCUGUAAUCGCGGUGGUUUUUUCCAUCAUGGCUUCCAUUCACUGACGGUCAUUCAGACUCUGCCAGGUCUCUGCCUCACAGCAUCAUGAGUGAGUUAAAGGACUGUCCCCCUCUGAAAUACUACGACUUCAAGCCGGUCGAGCAUGUGAAGGUGUGUCCCCGCUACACCGCUGUGCUCGGCCGAUCAGAGGACGAUGGCAUCGGCAUUGAGGAGCUGGACACCCUGCAGCUGGAGCUGGAGACGCUCCUCUCAUCGGCCAGCCGCCGCCUCCGAGCCCUGGAGGAGCAGAGACAGAUCCUCACAGACUGGCAGGACAAGAAGGGGGAUAAGCGCUUCCUGAAGCUGGGGAAAGACCCAGAUCCUGCCGCCUCUUCUCGCCACAAACCAAAGAAGCAGAAGUUGGACGGCAAAGGCAGCCACGGGCAGGGUCCAGGCCCCGGCAGGCCCAAAUCCAAAAACCUGCCGCCUAAAGUCCAAGAGUAUGAAUUUACAGACGAUCCACAAGACAUUCCCCGCACUCCUAAAAAUGAUGCGCCCAACAGAUUUUGGGCAUCAGUCGAGCCGUAUUGUGCUGACAUCACAAAUGAAGAGAUCCGGUUGCUAGAGGAGCUUCUAAAACCUCCGGAGGAUGAAGCAGAGUAUUUCAAAACUCCAGCUCUAGGGAAACACUACUCUCAGCGUUGGGCUCAGGAGGAUCUGCUGGAGGAGCAGAGGGAAGGAGCUCGAGCCAACGACAAGAAGAAGAACCUCAUGGGGGGUCCGCUGUCCGAGCUGGAUGCUAAAGAUGUGGACUCACUGUUGAAAAAGUCGGAAGCCCAGCAUGAAUCUCCAGAAGACGGAUGUCCCUUCGGUCCUCUCACACAGCGUCUGCUCCAGGCGCUUGUAGAGGAGAAUAUUAUAUCCCCCAUGGAGGAUUCUCCUAUACCUGACAUUUCAGGAAAGGACGCUAAUGAUGGUGCUGGGACUUCUCCUCGCAGCCAAGGAAAAGCUUAUAGUGUUCCUCACACACGUUCUCUGGAGGCUCGAAUCAAAGAAGAGCUGGUGGCUCAGGGGCUGCUGGACUCUGAGGAGCGACCCGGGCCAGGCGGAGACUCUGAGGACGAGGUGCUGGCAGAACUGCAGAAGAGACAAGCAGAGCUCAAAGCCCUCAGCGCUCACAACAGAGCCCGCAAGCAGGAGCUGCUCCGACUGGCAAAAGAGGAGAUGCGCAAACAGGAGCUGAGGCAGAGAGUCAGGGUGUCUGACAACGAGGUGAUGGAGGGAUUUCGACGAAUCAUGGCAGCCAGGCAGAAGAAACGCACUCCGACCAAGAAGGAGAAAGAUCAGGCCUGGAAAGCACUGAAGGAGAGGGAAAGCAUCCUCAAGCUGCUGGAUGGAUAGAGGAAGACACAGUUAAAGAUUCUAACCAGAAAGAAGAUUGAGACAGAUUGGAACAGCUGUGACAGCUGUUACACAGUCAGUGAACAGCUUUAUCCAUGACGGUGUAUGAUACAGUGUACUGUAGGUGUGUGUGUGUGUGUAUGUGUGAUUUCACUAUGGACAUUUGUGUGGUAGUUUUUACGUCAUGUACAGCAGAGAGCUCAUUUGAUCAGUAACAUUUAGUAUGCAUCAAAGACUUUUCCUCCUUUUUGUUCAACUUUUUUCAUGCCAGUUGAAUUUUUACGUUGAUUUAUAUUUUGUUUACUAUUGUGAUGUUAUGAAAACAGUACACAUGAAUGUUCAAAUAAAUCAGAAUGACUUAAAGACUCAA